AUGAGUAAUAUUACUCUCCCUUCGCAACUUGAACAAUUACGAGAUUCAUUCCACUCCCUGCUGGAUGAUUCUCUAAUUGUUGCUAUUGCGAGUGACCAUGAUCUAAGCACCAGUACCGGCUAUGAUGAAGCCUGUUCCACUUUGCGUAGUCUCGCACAAAAUGUGGUCUUUGAAGAAGCCAGCAGCUUCGACCCAAGCGGUGCAUAUCAAUUUACGGAACACGAAGAUGAGAAUCCGAUUGAUGACGCUGCCCCUACCCCCAAGUUGAACCAGGGAAACGUGACAUCAGAUGAUGAAAGUAUUGAUACUCUAUCAUCGGAUUCACAGUUGUCCAAAUCUGAAGUUUUGGAGAAAGACAUUUUGCAGCUCCAGAGCCUAUUCCCUAGAAUAGAUGGUGUUGACAUUAGGCAGGUCCUGACUAACGCAAAUGGUGUCGUUGCCGCGGCGUUGGAUAGUCUGCUCAAUUUACAAUACAUCCAGUCUACAAGUGAUCAAGCUCCCUCAUCGAAUGGGUUGCUUGAGGCUCACGACUCUGGGGCCAAAUCUGUUGGCAAGGCUGGUGAUGCAGGAUAUAACACCAGCGUGAGCAGUUCAAGCAGAUUGAACACCCCAGCAGCUGUUACCUACAUAGCAAAACGAUUACACAUGUCCACAGAAGAAGUUUCCAUAAUGUAUGCUGAAAGCGGAAACUCCAAAAUUGGCACUGUAAUAGGAAUCUUGGAUCAGUACCUCUUGCAAGAAAACAGCGAGCCAUUGACCAGUACGGAGAAGAAGGCUACCGGCGACCUCAAACAAAAAUAUCGCAGUGUUCCAGAAAUUUAUUUGGAAGUUAUUGUUCAGAUAACGGGACCAACGUCCACUCCCUCUACCGAGCUUGCAUCGUUGUUGAACACAUAUUUCAGCAAACGAUCGAUGAACCAGAAACUUGAGUUGAGUUACAGAUUGACGCCUCUACCACACGAAGACAUAGAAGGGUUGGCGGGAGCGGCUGUUGAUGCUAUGACGGAAAGAAAGGGAGCUCGCUACAAGUCUCCCCCAGUGACAAGAGCCGGUGCUGAUCUCACCCAGACACUUCAAGCAUCACAUGCCCUACAUAAACAGAAACAAGACGCCAUGGCAUCUGCCGGAACUCUUUACCGGCGUGGAGCAUCAAAUCCGCUAUAUCGACAGGCAGCAGGUUACUAUGCACAACAGGCUCGCGAACUUGGAAGACGUGCUCAGGACGCCACAUCAGCUGCAGCUGACAUACAUGUCGAUCAACAAAGCACUAACACGACGGUUGACUUGCACGGCGUGUCUGUUCUUGAUGGAGUCCGAAUUGCUCGCCAACGGGCUGUAUACUGGUGGCAAAAGCGACGUGAAUCACGAUAUGAAUCACGAAAAGGCCAAUCAUCGGACCGGAACCUGACCAUUAUAACUGGUUUGGGCCAUCACAGUGCUGGGGGCGUUUCACCACUCCGACAAGCCGUGGGAGCGGCACUCACUCGUGAUGGAUGGAAAUAUAGGGUUGAAACUGGAAAGUUUGUUCUUACUGGUCGAUGA
Messenger RNA from Trichoderma breve, 1542 nucleotides. RefSeq lists its product as uncharacterized. Lineage: Eukaryota; Fungi; Ascomycota; Sordariomycetes; Hypocreales; Hypocreaceae. The coding region runs from base 1 to 1542 and encodes 513 amino acids. The transcript is spliced from 3 exons. Gene Ontology annotation, molecular function: ubiquitin binding. The record is from RefSeq and is a predicted model, not a curated record.